CUCACUUCUCAUCUGUUGGCUGUGUCGGUUCAGUCAGUCCUGCUGGUCGCGUGGCUCGUUGCUCUUUGCUGUGUUUUCAUUCGUUUCGUGUGUGGCGAUUGUUGUGUUCUUCAGUUCGUGGCAUUUAUUUCAAUUAGUCGAUAAAUUCAUUUGCUCACACAGCCGGAAUAGUUAAAAACAUUUAUUGCGACAAACAAAAAGUUUCCCGUGUCAAGCGCCGAAUAAAUACCGAAGUAAAGUCCGACAAAAGGAGGCUAAAUUCACGCGGGGUUCGCAGGAAGCGCUACAGUUACAUACACAUAUACAUCGAACAGAAUGGAAAACGUGGACACAAGCUUUAUACCCGAUCUGCCAUCCGGCGGAGCUCUUGCGGUUUACCGCAAACGCGCCAACUUUGACUGGAAGCGUUUGCGCUUGAUCCUCGAAAAGGAACAGGGACUGCGCAUCAAGUACAAGGUGUGGCGUCGCCUGGAAAAUGAUCAACUAUUUGCGCACGCCUCGCGGACGCUGCCCAUGGACGAGCAGAAGCGUCUGGCUGCCAUGCAGGUGAAUCGCAUGAAGCAUCUGGAUCUGGUGCCCAAAGAGGUUGAGAGCCUGAACUUCUCGGCCAAGACAAAGUAUUUGAUGAACAUCAACGAGGCGCUGGCGAUCUACUCGCCCAGCCUGUCCGUGAAGAUAGCGCUCGGCGUGGGCCUGUUCAACAAUGCCAUCCGAGCCUUGGGCACAGAGAAGCACACCAAGUAUAUUGAGGCUGCCUGGAACCGAGAGGUGAUCACCUGUCUGGCCGUCACGGAGCUGUCGCAUGGCAGCAACACGAAGCGCAUUCGCACCACGGCCACCUACGAUCCCAGCUCGCAGGAGUUCGUGAUCAACACACCGGACUUCGAGGCGGCCAAGUGCUGGGUGGGCAAUCUGGGCAAAAUGGCAACCGUGGCCAUGACCUUUGCCAAUCUCAUCACGGCGGACGGCGAGAACCACGGCCUGCACGGCUUUCUCAUACCCAUUCGUGAUCCGAAAACGUUGCUCUCCUAUCCGGGCGUCCUGGUCGGCGAUAUUGGCGAGAAGUGCGGCCUGAAUGGCAUCGACAACGGCUUUGUCGUCUUCACCAACUAUCGCAUACCGCGCGACAAUCUUCUCAAUCGGACUGGCAACGUCACGCCCGAGGGCGUCUACGAGAGCGUCUUCGCCGAACCGGGCAAAGCUCUGGGCGCCGCACUGGAGAGCUUCUCGGCCGGACGUAUUGGCAUCAUGCAGGAGGCGGCCAACACCUUGUGCAGCGCAGCUGUCAUCGCGGUCCGCUACGCCGCAGUUCGGAAACAGUUUGGCCCGGAACGCCAGGGCGAGGAGAUCGCCAUCAUUGAGUACCAAUUGCAUCAAUAUCGGAUUUUUCCCUACUUGGCUGCAGCCUGUGUGCUCAAGAUUGCCGUCGAGGAGAUGACCAACACGUAUUUAGAAAUCAUCGCUCGCUCGCAGGCAGACUCAAACGGAUUCGAUAUACUGACACAGAACGCAGCGGAGAUUCAUGCGGUUAUAUCAGCCUCGAAGCCGCGCAUCACGUGGUCGGCACGUGAUGCUAUUCAGGAGGCUCGUGAGGCGUGUGGCGGCCAUGGAUAUUUACGUGCCGCCAAGCUGGGGCAGAUGCGCACCGACCAUGAUCCGCUGUGCACCUACGAGGGCGACAACAAUGUGCUUGGCCAGCAAGCCUCCAAUUGGCUGCUGCGCCAGUGGAACGCCAAGGAGCUGGAAUCGCCAAUUGGCAGCGCAAAGUUCCUGGAGCGGCGCCAGCACCUGCUGCAGCUGCAGUACGCACAGCUGGUGCAGCAGAGUCCAUUGGACAGUUGGGAGUUUGCUCUCAGCUGCUACGAGUGGCUGCUGUGCCAUCUGAUGUCCCGCACGAGCGCCCACAUCGAGAGCCAAUUGGCGGCUGGUGUCCAUCCUUUUGAGGCUCGUAACAAAUCCCAGGUUAUGGGCGCGCGGGAGCUGUCGUUGGCCUAUGCCGAGUACUGUGCCCUCAGUCGCUUUGUGGGUCACGUGCAGCAGCUGAGUCUGGAGCAGCCGUACGCCAAUGUGUUGCGUGUGCUGUACGACGUGUAUGCCAUGUGGCUGCUGGAGAACCAUAUGACCACCUUCUAUGUGGGCGGCUUUGCGGUGGGUGGGGCUUUCGCUGGGGCAGUGCAGGAGCGCCUGCUGCAGAGCUGCGCCCAGCUCAAGGAUGUGGCUGUGAGCGUAGCAGAUGCCAUUGCCCCGCCGGACUUUGCCCUCAACUCGGUUAUCGCACGCGCCGACGGCCUGCUCUACGAGAACUUGCAAAACGAAUUUAUGACCAACGAGGGCGCCUUCCAGCGGCCCGCCUGGUGGCGAGACGUCAUCAUACCACAGCCGCAGGAGAAAUCAAAGCUCUAAAGGGUCAGCAGGACGACAACGCAAGUGCCUGGGCAGGUCGAUCGCUCGAUCACUCAAUUCGCCCCUAUCGCAGUUAUUGUUACAUCAUCAUAUCGCAUCGGGUAUUACGGAGAAAUUAAACUGCAACAUACCAUACACAUUAUAUACCUUACAUUUUAUAUGUAACUACACAUAGAUAUUUUAUACUACACACAAAAUCUGUAAUACACAUUCAAAAUUUCAAAUCGUUAGCAUCGAUUGUGGAAGCUCCCAACUCCUUAAGGUGUCUAACUAACUUUGUAAGAAAUAGGUAAUUAUGCUCAUUCUGCUAGGAACUAGUUUAUUUUGAGAGCUCUUUAUUUUAAUAAUUUUUCAAAGUAUAAACAACUUUGUAAAUCUUCUGCUUUUUGACAUGUUUGUGAUUUGAAAGAGAAUGAAUAAAUUCGAGCAAUAAGUAUUCCAUUAAGAGAGCGCAAAUCUUCAGUUUCAUGUAAAGCUCGUUCAUUAUUAUACAAAAAAGGCAAAGUAUUAAACACCCUACUAUAAUUAUUUUCACACUGAAUACCCCUGCUUUCACUAUCGAUGCUAACGCUAGUACCGAAACUAUCAAAUGGUGUUCCUAGCAAUAUUUUACAAUAUAAAUCUAUUAGAUUAGAAUGUUUUGUUUAAUAAUAAGACGAAUUAUGUAAAUAAAUAUUCAUAAAAUCA
Molecule: messenger RNA, 3090 nt
Organism: Drosophila montana
Lineage: Eukaryota; Metazoa; Arthropoda; Insecta; Diptera; Drosophilidae
Product: peroxisomal acyl-coenzyme A oxidase 3
Exons: 6
Coding region: 316-2403 (695 amino acids)
Biological process (GO): fatty acid beta-oxidation using acyl-CoA oxidase; lipid homeostasis
Cellular component (GO): peroxisome
Molecular function (GO): pristanoyl-CoA oxidase activity; FAD binding; fatty acid binding
Source: RefSeq, a predicted model, not a curated record